CUCCUUGCCCACCCGUCCGCGGCGUUGCCACCUUCGCCCUACUCUCCCAACUCAUCCACGCGUCCAGCUGCGCCGACGCCAACCCCGUCAGACGGCGACACUUGGUCGCCAGAUCACAAAAGCCAGCAACUCAAUAUCAUGGCUGUGGCGGAUCAGUUUACUUCGGAGCACUCGCCUCCUCCGUCAGCCACAAGUGUGUCUGGAUCGCCCAAAGUGCCCUACUCACUCUCGCACAACGCCCUCGCGCGAUCGUUUUCGGAGGGUGAAGCCUCUCUAAGAUCGUUUGCCAGACCUCCUAAGGUUCUUCCGGACCCUUCCCAGUUCCCAGAUCCAUAUCCUGUCCGGACAUCUCACUCACGCAUUUCGGAACGCAUCUCGUCAGCCCUGCCUUCCCUUUCAUCUGCAGGGUCGUCGUCGGCCUCGACGCGUUCAUCCGCGUACACGAGCUCCGGGAGUGCUUUGGCAUUCAGCGACCAUGGUCAUGUGGCCGUGGCGAAUGGAGACGAGGAGAUUGGCGUCGCUGUGGGAAUUGCAACUGAUGACGAGCAUCAUCUGCUUCCGGGUGAAGGCAGCUUAUCAGCUGCUGCAGGACGAACACCCAUUGACCAAGCUCGGUGGUCGGAAUACUCAGCCAGCAUUCGAUCGCGAUCUUCUUCUAUUGGUUACGGCAAUACUGGCAGUCUGCACGAAGCAGCUUUCCAUAAAAUGCGUGAAAACCAUGGUAUGGGUUGGCAGCCGGUGGAUGAGCGAGAUGAAGUUGGGUUAACCAGCGAAGAAGACACAGAUGACGUUGGUGACGACGAUGAAGAGUUGGAAAAAGGAGAGGAGAGGACUUCGGCGGUCGUGGUGGCUGAAGAGGGGCGAGGACUAAUUGUAAAAGGUGACGGUAUACCUGUUGUACAGCUGCAGAUAGAACCAGGAACUACCCAUCUUCUUAUCGGCUCUUCCAGCACUCCCAACGCUCUUCCAGCCUUUCUUACCAACAAUUUACCACCCAUUUGCAGCACCCUUCUGGCUCUGGAUAUAUCCACGAAUUUCCUGGUGGCCAUCCCGCCCAUCCUCGCUCAAUGCGUGUGUCUCGAGGAGCUCAACAUCGCGUCAAAUCCCUUACGCGUGCUACCAGUUUUCUUGUCGCAGCUAGUAUCUCUCCGUGUACUCAUCGCCGAUGCCACUGGGAUCAGUUCCCUCCCCGACUGUCUUUGCGAGCUCGAGAAACUCACUACGCUCAGCAUUCGGCGCAACAAAUUGCACUCUUUGCCUAGCUGGCUGUGCCUCCUUCCGUCACUACAGGAGUUCUACCUUGAUUCGAACCCAUUCCAAGGACCAUGGCAGGCGCUGGUUGAGCCCCUUCUUGCCAAGGCGCCUGUGACGUCUCUUUACCCACCAUCAACGCCUAUCGCUACGCCAACACCGAGCUUCUUGGAAUCCUCGGCAUCUGCAGAUACCGACACUGACGAAGAUGGAGACGACGAAGAUUACGAAUCCGAUCCGCCGAGUGCGGCUGAAGCGCAUGGGACAAUGCUCUCUCCUGAAGACGAAACCAUCACUUCUGCCAGAGCGCCUAUGUUUGGUCGUGCCCUUAAAUCACCUAGCAUGUCCAUAUCCGAAUCAGCGACUGACCGUGGUCUCGUGCGUACUCGGACAGCGCCAAACAGGUCCCCUAAUGGUAGACCACGGCCUAAAACGGGGCAUGACCAAGAUAUGCCAAAGUCUCCUCGGCGCCCAGAGGAUUCAGGUUAUUACACGGAUCACGACAUACGCAAAAUGAAGAGCGCAAGUGAGCUACGUGCCAAGUUUGAUGUCUCCACCCCUUCACCCGAGAUACCACCGCAACCUCCUCUUGGAUCAAUUCGUUCAUCGGCAUCAAGCAGCAAUUUACUUGCAUCCGUACCAAGCUCACCGGAGGCGGACCGUGUCGCGGCACCAAAGCGGUAUGCUAGUCUAGGCGUAGCUUCAGCCCUCUCAGGAGGCCCGUCCCGGCCAUCGCUUUCACAGGCAUUCGAUGAUCUUCCUCAACAAGCCGAACUCAGGCCCGCUUUCGACAGCAAUGAGGCUAAUAGGGUAUCUACAGCCACAGCUACUCCCCCGCGGCCAGUCACACCUGGUGAAAACCACGUGCAAACUUCGCUCCCUCCAGAGAGACAAAAGACUACGCGGGCACAUCAUGGCAAAGACAGUAAAGAAGGGAAAGAGAAGACAGGUCGCUGGGGCUUCCUCAAGAAAAUGUCCAUGGGCAAGAUGAGACCAGACCCUCCCGCAGCUCGGCCCUCUACCGUUCACGGCCGUGUAUCGCGCCCAGAAGCUUCUUCGACAGUAGCGCAUGUGCCUGCGCUUGUUCCCGGUCCGACCUCCCCACAAAUCGAUGUACGAUUCUCGACAACGGGCAGUCUUGGCGGUUUUAAUGCAUCAACACCCUCAGUACCAUCUGUGCAGGAGGGAGGUACCUCAGGAAAUGAUACUCCGACCUCAAUGCACGGACUGACGUUACAGAAAUCAAGCUCGGUUGGAAAUCUCCUUAAUCCCUCAUCACCCGUUCCGCGCUCUGCUAGGAGGCGUAGCUUCCUACCCGUUGAUGGCUCAGGAGUUCCCAGCUUGAACACGCCAUCUGAUAUUUCUUUGGCUAGCCAACUGGAGGAUCCACGGGGACCCAUUACCGUCCUUGCUCCCACCGUUCCCAGCAACGAAUUCAGUGCUCGUAGGGAAGAGGAUAGAGCGCGGGAGGCAUACACGCGAGCCUUGCGUUCUGUCAUGGCUUACCUGAAGGAUAUGAACGAUCUCACCCAGAACCAAGGCAACACUCUCAGCAUCUAUGGUGACGAUAUAACUGGCCGUUCAAGAAGACCGACUAUUCUAGAGAGUCGGCAAAACUCCGAGAACUCUAUUGGGUUGAUAUCACGCGCAAACUCACAGAUUGGUGGUCAGCUCCGAUCACCAGACGCGAUGGCCAGCCUAAGAGCCGACGGUCCAUCGCAGACGGCGAGUGUGGUCACUAUGGACAGUGACGGGUCUUCUGAAGAACGCAAGUACAAAGACGAUAAGAGCCAGCGAAGUCUCAUUGUGCGAGAGAUCAUCGAAACCGAGCGCACUUAUGUUAAGGGUCUGCAGGGCUUGGUAGACAUCUACAUCAGACCAAGCACUGCACCUGUUAAUCUAAUCAGUAAUGUCGGGACAAACAAAGAGACCACUAUUCCGGCGGCAGAACGCAAGAUCGUUUUUGGCGGAGUAGAGGCUUUGUUUUCGUUCCACAAGGAAAGCUUCCUUCCCGCACUGGAGGCAGCCGCGGACCCUGUCAUGAGGAAAGCAUCUACCGAAGGGAGCGAUCCAGACGGUCAGCUGUCCAUCAACGUUGUGAAGGCUGUUGCAGACAUAUUUAUGAAGCAUGCCGCUUUCAUGAAGAUGUAUUCAUCGUACAUCAAUAACUUUGACAACGCCGUGCAGCGUAUUAAAUACUGGUCCAGUGAUCGGCCGAACACUGGCAAUUCGACGCCGUCAGGGACACUGUCGCCAUCGUCUAGUACCGCUCAGCUCGUCAACAUGGGUUUGGUAACCGCACCUGUUAUGCCUCACUCACAGAGUGAAACCUCGUCUGGCAAUAUGCCCUCUCUAAGCUCUUCCCAACGCAAGCGGAUCAAGCAAUUCCUGAAGCGUUGCCGGUUGAACCCUAAGCAUACCCAGCUGAACCUAGAAGGUUAUUUGCUUUUGCCCAUUCAGCGGAUACCCCGAUACCGCCUUCUUUUGGAGCAGUUGCUCAAGAGCACCCCUCCGACGAGCACAUUCGCAGAUAAUGCUCUUGACAGGGCACUUGUCGAAAUAUCAUCCUUGGCCAACAACAUGAACGAAGGCAAACGGGAGUCAGAAUCGCGACGGAAACUUGUCCUGUGGCAGGCUAGAAUCCGCGGCAAGUUCCCAAGUCCUUUGGUUCAGCCUCAUCGUCGACUUAUUAUGGAUGGACCUUUGCUGUUGACGCGAGUUGUGCGGAAAACCAUUGUUUCGUUUGAGAGUUUCAAUGCUCAAGGCGACGCAUCGUCUGUGCAAGUUGAAUGUCUAUCUCCGGAGUUGACCCCUCGACCUCUCGUCGGCAUCCUUUGCAACGAUCUUCUCGUUCUCUGCCGUGAUACCUCGGAUGGAAAAGAUCCAAAUUCAUAUGUCGACCUCUGGGCAGUCCUCAGAAUGCAGACUCUGCCCCAGCCAGCCAGUAUUGUGCACGGCAAUGCCCUGCGAUUGGUUGACAACAAAGCCAUCCUCUACUUUGAUGCGCCGUCGCCCUCCGAUGCAUUGAAUUGGUUCAGAGCCAUCAACCUCCACAUCCCAGCAUCCAAAACAUAGACUUUCGCAAUUAUAUAUGUAUGAAUCAUUGUCCGUGAGUAGGCGUUCAAAGACAUGAAUCGCCGUGUGUUUUUUCUCUUCUUUUUUGCUCGAGCUGCCAUGGCCAAGUGACCCUCUGGUGUCGUGCUGGUGCAGUAAUAUAUAUCGUAACCACUAACGUCCCAUGCAUGUGGCAUCCUUACUCUCAUUUCCUUCUCACCAUUUGUAUCAAACCCAUUCAUUACAUUUCUUUCACUCUUGUCGAGUCGACAGUGAUAAAAUAGAGACAGACUUUAAGAUGAU
Messenger RNA from Coniophora puteana RWD-64-598 SS2, 4608 nucleotides. RefSeq lists its product as uncharacterized. The transcript has 7 exons. Gene Ontology annotation, biological process: intracellular signal transduction. The record is from RefSeq and is a predicted model, not a curated record. Lineage: Eukaryota; Fungi; Basidiomycota; Agaricomycetes; Boletales; Coniophoraceae. Gene Ontology annotation, molecular function: protein binding; guanyl-nucleotide exchange factor activity. The coding region runs from base 139 to 4326 and encodes 1395 amino acids.